Messenger RNA from Apis florea (little honeybee), 1561 nucleotides. RefSeq lists its product as uncharacterized. Lineage: Eukaryota; Metazoa; Arthropoda; Insecta; Hymenoptera; Apidae. The record is from RefSeq and is a predicted model, not a curated record.
UUUAAUGAAUUUAAUGAAUUAUUAAGUUAUUGUUAAUUUUUAUACAUAUUUUUAAUAACGAAAAAUGUCACGAAAAUCAAUUAAUGAAAUGGUUGCAAAACAUGAUGAUAAGACUCGUGCCCUUAUCGAAUCGGCUUAUUCACCACUUCGUAGAAGUUCAAGAAUUAAACAAAACCUUAAAAAAAAUGAUUCUUCACCUGAAUUGUCUCUAACUGAUGUUAAUAAUACACAAACUCCAAGAAAACAAAUAACUACUAUCAACAAUACUAUUUCCAUUGAAAAUCAAAGAAACUUACGUUCUAGGACAAAUACUAUAUCAUCAGAUAUUAAAAUCCUAGAAACAGAUAUUGAUACACCAACAAGAAAAACUAAAAGUAAUACUUCUAAUAAUAAUAAAAUGACAGAUAGUCGCAGAAGGUAUAUGUAAUAAUGAAUCAUUUGUACAAUUAAAUUUUGUUUCACUUAUUCAUUAUAAUUUUUUUUUUUUUUUAGUUAAACAUUUUAUAAGAGUUGAAUCACCAUUAUUAGCAAGAAACACACGUAAUAUAAGAGCUAGAUCUGUGGGACUUGAAAAUACAUCUGAUAAACUAACAGAAAAACAAAACAGUGAAUUAAUAAAAACAUCUAUUAAAACAAAAAGACAAUCUUUACUAAUACCUUCAGAAAUAACUGUUACAGAAGAGAAAGAAGAAUCAAUGAAACUUUCUAGAAUAACUUUAAAUAAACUUACACAAAAAAAUGAUUUGCCAACAAAUAAAUGUGACUCAAGUAAUAACAGUAUAUAUGAAAAGCAUUUAAAUAACAUUGAUACUACUGAUUUUGUUGAAGAAAUAUUUGAUGAAAAAAAGCAACCAGAGAAAGAAUCUGUGCAAAAUGAAUCUAAUGAUUCAAUAAUGUUAAUAAAACAAUGUACAAAUGAAUUAAAAUCAAAAGAAAAAUAUCCAGAUAAUAGAACAAUAAUUAAAGAAUAUCAAGAAAAAUUUGAAGUUGAUGAUGACUCUAAUACUAAUUUAGCAAAUUUAUUUCAAGACGUUUCAGUUAUUGAAUGGAAAGAGAAAAAUAAUAAAAUUGAUAAAAAUUCUUUAAAUUUAUCAAAUGAAAAUAUAAAAAAUGAAAAAGAGGGUAAAUGCGAUCUUGUUUUAGCCGAUAAAGAAGCAUGGUUAUCUGCAGAAAAAUUGAAGAAAAAUGAAAAAAAAACAUUUGAUUAUGAUUCAGAUGAUACUAUCAUAUUGAAAGUACAAAAAAAUUUCAUGAAAGUAGAAAAUGAUACAGAUAUAUUAAUGGAUAUAUCAGAAGAUAAAUAUAAAUUAAAUGAUAGCAAAAAUAAAUAUUCUACUAGCAAUAAACAACAAAGUGUAAAAGAUAAAAAUAAAAAGAAAAAAGAAUAAAAAGUGAUAUAGAAGAUGCAGAAGAAGAUAUAAAAUUACAAAAUAAACGCCUAUCAGAUCGAAAAUCAUUGAGAGAUAAAACAAGAAAAAAAUUGAAAAAAAAUUAUUCAACAACGAGUAAUGUUUCAUCGGACUCUGAAAGAAGUAAAGAUAUUUCUGAUUCAGAUGAUACA